Messenger RNA from Fulvia fulva, 831 nucleotides. RefSeq names its product Putative sterigmatocystin biosynthesis peroxidase stcC. Bases 1 to 831 code for a protein of 276 amino acids. The record is from RefSeq and is a predicted model, not a curated record. The transcript has 2 exons. Gene Ontology annotation, molecular function: peroxidase activity. NCBI's taxonomy places the organism in Eukaryota, Fungi, Ascomycota, Dothideomycetes, Mycosphaerellales, Mycosphaerellaceae.
AUGGGCAUUCUGGAGAAGCUUGGUGGCGUCGCCGUUGACCUUUCGGUCAUGGCCUGGGACAAUGCCAUCUUCAUCGCCAAUCUUCUCACCCCGAAACUCAAGGAAGGAACAGUAGUUCCAAAGGGAGCCCCGGGACACAAUCUCACGUGGCCAGAAUACGUUCCACCAACGGAGGGCGACUCUCGCUCUGCAUGUCCCAUGCUGAACGCGAUGGCCAAUCAUGGAAUCCUGCCUCACGAUGGAAAGAACAUCACCUUCAAAGACCUCAAUCAAAAAGUCCGCGAGACCUUCAACUUCGCCUCUUCCUUCUGUUUCUUCGUGCCAAACUUCUCCGCCCGGUUCCUGAACAAGUCCUACUCGACUGAUCGAUUCGACCUCGAGGACCUGAGCAUGCACUCUGAUAAGGCUAUUGAGCACGAUGCCAGUCUUACACGACAGGAUGCCGCACUCGUCAAGGACCAAAGCAAGCCCGAUCUGAAGCUGGUCCAUGACCUGUUGAAGGAAGCGAGUGGAAAGACACCAGACGGGUAUCCUCUGAUGACCAAGGCCGAUCUAUCCCGAGCACUUUCCAAGCGACGAGCAGAUGCGAGGAAGUCGAACAGAGAGUAUUCCGAGUCUUUCUUCCACAACAUGUUUGGAAGUGCAAACUCCGCAACCAUGUUGACCAUCUUCGGUGGACGUAUUGAGGACUUGGGGCCUAUGUUGACUGAGGAGCGAUUCUCCGAGCAUUGGGAGCCACGUGUCUUGGACCGCUACGGCCUGACCAUGGCCAAGUUCAACGGCACAGUCCUGCCGGUGGAGAUGAAGAUAGACCCAAAGAAGUACCAGUGA